UCGCGCAAACGUGACUGGAUUCACGCAAGGUCAGCCUCUCACUGCUGCAAGCGUGAGAUUCCUCCCGCUGAGCUCCUCUUCGCGGCUUACAUGUGCGUCACACUUGGAAUAAAAGCAUUGCCCAUCCAGUUCUGUCGCACCGUACGUACCGUGUAGAGACAUCUCGUGUCAGAGCGCGACGGUCACCACGAAACAAAAGCAAGCAACCGCAAUGGCGGACAGCGCACCACCAGUCGCUGCCAAGGAGCGUCGCGAGCCCGCCGCGACCGUGGCCAAGAAGGCGGCGCUGGUUGCGAAGCUCAUCCAGACUAGCAAGCACCUGAUUGCCUUUACGGGCGCCGGGGUGUCUACAUCCGCUGGCAUCCCUGACUUUCGAGGCCCAGAUGGCAACUGGACACUGCGCGCCCAGGGCAAGCCGCGCACCAAGGCCGCGGACACGCUCAAGGCCAUCCCCACGGCGUCGCACAUGGCGCUCGUCGAGUUGCAGAACCACGGGUUUCUCAAAUACCUCAUCAGCCAGAAUUGCGACGGACUACACCGGCGCAGUGGGAUUCUGCCUGAACGCAUCUCGGAGCUCCAUGGGAACAGCAACCGCGAAACAUGCAAAGGGUGCGGCAAAGAAUACCUCCGCGAUUUCAGAGCCGUCGCGUCCUACAAGCACUCGGAUCACGACCAUCGCACGGGCAGGAAGUGCGCCCUGUGCAAUGGUGACCUACACGACAGCAUCAUCAACUUUGGGGAGGACCUUCCCGAGCCAGCCCUCUCGCUAGCCAAGGAACACGCCCGCGAAGCAGACCUCUGCCUGGUGAUUGGGAGCUCCCUGACGGUGACGCCGGCCAACGAGAUACCAGAGAUGGUGGGCGGGCGUAGGAGCGGCAAGCUGGUGAUAUGCAACCUGCAGCAGACACCAAUUGACAGUCUGUGCGAGGUGCGGGUCUUUUCAGAGGGCGACAUGUUCAUGCAGAGUGUCAUGGAACAGCUGGGACUGACCAUCCCUGGGUUCAUCCUGAGGAGGCACUUGAGCGUCAAGGUCGAGAGGCAGGAGGAGGAGCGGUACCGGGUGACGGUGGGCGGCAUCGACACGGACGGCACGCCCAUGUCUUUUCUGCAGUCAGUUCGCCUCGAGGGCAGCCGGCGUGUCGCGAGGAGCGAGCCGUUUAUGCUGCUAUGGAGGGAUCCGCUUCGGGAUGGCGACGUGCUCCAGCUGGAAUUGGAGUUUAUGGGCCAUUACAACGAGCCGAAGCUCAGAGUGGACCACGAGCAUGGCGACGAGGAUGAGACGAUUUAUGUGCUCGAGUUUGACCCACUGACGGGGGUUUGGGCUGCCAACAAGGAGAUCUGAGACGGGACGCAGGGGUAGGGACCCUGUCGACAUGGGGUUGUCUAAGAUGGCUCCGUGUCUGAACUGUGUCACAGAAAAGGGCACUUUGAAAGAAAUGGAUUCAUCAAUUCAUGGAAUUCUUCAUGCACAAGA
Messenger RNA from Emericellopsis atlantica, 1474 nucleotides. Its product is annotated as DHS-like NAD/FAD-binding domain-containing protein. Gene Ontology annotation, molecular function: NAD+ binding. Bases 212 to 1342 code for a protein of 376 amino acids. The transcript is spliced from 3 exons. NCBI's taxonomy places the organism in Eukaryota, Fungi, Ascomycota, Sordariomycetes, Hypocreales, Bionectriaceae. The record is from RefSeq and is a predicted model, not a curated record.